Messenger RNA from Linum tenue, 2511 nucleotides. Lineage: Eukaryota; Viridiplantae; Streptophyta; Magnoliopsida; Malpighiales; Linaceae. The record is from the annotation of a GenBank genome assembly.
CCGCAAGUAGUGCUUCACAUUCGAGAAGUUACAAAAUUCAAUCUGCAAAUGUGGGACACGAGGCAAACCGAAAUCUUUAAGCUGUUAUUAUUCAGAACUGCAUGAAACUCAACAUUAGACUCUCAUAGCCAGCUUACUGCCAGAAACAGUUAAUCUUACAGUCUCACUAACAAAUAAGAAACCUGGAUACUAAAACAAGAGAACUCGUUCUUCCCUUCCAUUUCACACUGACCACAAACUCCAAAAUGUAAAAAGCAAACAAGAAACGACCCACUAUGCAUGAUCCUAAGUUAUUACACAGCAAACCCCAUAAGUUUGCCAUGACUCCUUCAAUCAUCUUGCUUUUUCUUCAGGUCUUCGAACUUGUCUAUAGCCACCUGAAGUUCAUCCGUCCCUCCAACAGCUCUCAUGGUGUAGAAAUACACCCCAAACACAAACGCUGACAACCCACCAGCAACUACCAGAUUCUUGGUCUUGGGAGCAAGGCUUCCGAAUGCUAAGAGUCCGGCCAUCUUUGCAACGGGAUGUCACUUCAUUACAGAGGCAAAAAGGCGAGAAAAUCGCACGAAAUGGCCGAUGAACAAGAGGCGGCGAGGAAUGGAGAAUCACGGCCGACGGCGAGCGAGAGCAACUGAAGCGUACAGAGAGGAAUUGAGUGGGUACUGGGAAACAAAUUUUACCCGCCCCGUCCAAAGAGAGAAUUUAUACCCGCCCAGUACCCGUCAAUUAAUACGACACCGUUUAGUUGCUAUGCGCGCGCUGGCCCUAAUUCUGUGAUUGUCCGGGCCUGAAUGGAUCAAUUCCGAUCGAAAGAGAAAAGAGAAAUUGAGGCAGAAGGAAGGAUUGGAGAGGAAGAAGAUGAGAACAAUAGGAAGAAGAGAGAAGAACGAGAGAGUAGAGAGAGUAGGAAGUUUAUGGUGAAGACGUAUACAAGCAAGUUGUCUAGCCUCAUCGUCAAGUUGUAUACUUUGAAGUUAACGGCUUAGUUCUUACCCCAGGAGAACAUGGUAGGAUUUACGCCAAUGGGGAAAAGAAUCGGUCUUUACAAAGUAAUUGCAGUUCGAUUCUACUCCAGAAUCGCUCCUCCACCACCUGCAUACGCCCAACCAGUCAUUAGAGUCACCAACAAUGUAGCUCAUCUGGGUUCCGCAAAAGAGGGUCCGAAGCCCCGCCAACUUCUUUCAUUGCCUCCGUUCCCCGGUCUGCCUCUUCCCGGAAAGGACGUGCUCGGCGAUCCUGGGCGUCUCACUGCCAUCAGCUGGGUCAAGUACUACUUCAAUGACAUGUCUGGUGAAAAUAUCGAAUCCCAUUUCAAGAAGGGCCUAGUUUAUGUGGAAUGCCAAAGUUCCAGUGACUCUUUUGAAAUUAAAGGAUUGGGGAAGUUGGUGAGAAAGAUUAAGCCUCAUGAUGCAAUGGAAGAGGGAGGUAGAAUUCAUGUUCCAGUAUCGAUUGCGGAGUCUAGGAUCUCGAAGAGAUUUGACACCAUACCAAGUGGUACUCUAUAUCCAAAUGCAGACGAGAUCGAUUACUUGCAAAGGCUUGUGAAGUACAAGGAUGCAGCUCUCAUUGUUCUAAAUAAGCCCCCUAAGUUGCCAGUCCAGGGUAAUAUGCCUGUUCAUAACAGUAUGGAUGCAUUGGCUGCAGCUGCUUUGUCUUACGAUUAUGAUGAGGGGCCCAAGUUGGUUCACCGGCUAGAUAGGGAAAGCAGCGGGCUCAUCUUGCUAGGACGGACCGAAGAAAGUGUAUCACAUCUUCAGUGGCUAUUCAGCAACCUUAACAAAGCAAAAUCCCGAUGUGAGGCCUGGAAUGAUGCCUGUGAAGCUACAUACCAACGGUACUGGGCCUUAGUUAUAGGGUCCCCGAAGGAAAAGGAAGGCUUGAUUCGUGCUCCUCUUUCAAAGGUGCUUCUUGAUGAUGGGAAGACAGAGCGAAUCAUCUUGGCUGGGGGGUCUGCUUUUGAACCUUCGCAAGAGGCUCUAACAGAAUAUCGAGUCUUAGGUCCUAUGAUCAACGGAUGCUCGUGGCUCGAACUUCGCCCAUUAACCAGCUGGAAGCAUCAGCUUCGCGUCCACUGUGCUGAAGCGUUGGGUACUCCAAUCGUGGGGGACUAUAAGUACGGCUGGUUUGUGCACAAGAGAUGGAGGCAAAUGCCUCGAGUUGACAUCGAGCCGACUUCAGGGAAGCCAUACAAGUUGCGCAGGCCAGACGGUAUAGAUGUUCAGAAAGGAAGCGUGAUGUCGAAGGUCCCAUUGCUGCAUCUGCAUUGCCGGGAGCUCGUCCUUCCCAACAUCGCCAAGUUUAUGAAUAUCUUAGAUCGGAGAUCAGAAUAUCGCCACCACCCUACGACGAGUGAGCCUUCUGAUCUUCUGCGGUUUGUAGGCGCAAUGCCAAACCAUAUGAAAAUUAGCUGGAACCUCAUGUCAUCAUAUUUGGUGUGAGAGAAAAUUCACCGUAGUAUUUUGAUAUCCUUUGAACUACCCUAUUCUGAACACGACCAACAAACCGAACCCU